Messenger RNA from Orussus abietinus, 2622 nucleotides. It is a transcript of the gene Rab9, whose product is annotated as ras-related protein Rab-9A. Lineage: Eukaryota; Metazoa; Arthropoda; Insecta; Hymenoptera; Orussidae. The record is from RefSeq and is a predicted model, not a curated record. Gene Ontology annotation, molecular function: GTPase activity; GTP binding. Gene Ontology annotation, cellular component: late endosome; lysosome; phagocytic vesicle. The coding region runs from base 687 to 1397 and encodes 236 amino acids. The transcript has 4 exons. Gene Ontology annotation, biological process: retrograde transport, endosome to Golgi.
UUCCACUGGCAGCGAUGUGUCAAAAUCGUUUAGCCUAGGAAGAACAUCAGAUAUUAAUGACAUUUAACUAGUCAGGGAAUUGCGAAAGCUCAGAUGUAAAUAGUGGCGGGCGCAAAGAAUGUAAAGACUCGUGUGUAGAUCGCAUUAACGAAGAGACUGCGAGGUAGACGGCGUAGCCGAAUUGUCAAGGAGUAUAUUGGGUACUGUCUUCGCAAAUGUACUUGUUAUUACUCAGUGAUUGGCAUUUAGUACGUGCGUGUGUGUUAAUUGACGUCAAAGGUGAUUUAAAAGGGUGCUAUUAGUCCUUUAAACCGUGGAACAAGGAUGAAGAAACACACCUGCUUCCUUCAAAGUAUGAAAACUAGAAAACGUUGAUUCACUAACAAGGCAAACCUCUCGAUGAAAAAAUCAAGUAAUCCGAUGUGCUACAAACCCUUUCACAGAAGAAUUGUUCCGUCGAUCGCUGAUAUUUCCAGCAGUCACAGGAGAAAAGCAAUGAAGUAAUCAGUGAUACGUCCAGUGAUCUCGUAGUAAAGAAAGUAUUAUCUAAAUACAAGACUGCUUUUUGAUGCAAAAACAAAAAGAUAUUAUACAGUAUUGUGACGUAAACAACGCAAUGGUUUGAUCUCUAAUUUUAAAAACCCCACUCGCGAUUCAUACAAGGCUUUAAUAUUUUAUAUAAUAGAAUGUCUACCAAUAAUACAAUGUCAGGCAACCCGGCAAGAGGCUCGAAUCUACCUAAUCGUAAUCUACAACGUUCUACGCUUUUAAAAGUUGUGAUAUUAGGUGACGGAGGUGUCGGAAAAUCCUGCCUAAUGAAUAGAUUUGUGUCUAAUCAUUUUGAUGAACACAGUUUUCAUACAAUUGGAGUAGAAUUUUUAAAUAAGGACAUUGAAAUCAACGGUGAAGCAUAUACUCUUCAGAUCUGGGACACGGCAGGUCAAGAGCGUUUUAGAACAUUACGCACACCAUUUUAUCGAGGAUCGGAUAUUUGCUUGUUGACAUAUGCAAUAGAUGAUAAAAAUAGUUUCAAAAAUUUAGCAUCAUGGAGAGAUGAGUUUCUCUUAUAUGCAGAUGUUCAGGAAGAAUCUACAUUUCCCUUUAUAGUAGUUGGUAAUAAAGUAGAUGUUCCAGAAUCAGAAAGACAAGUUUCAUUAGAAGAAGCUCAGGCUUGGUGCGCAGAAAAUGGAAAUCCUCCUUUAGUUGAAACAUCGGCAAAAAAAGCAACUAAUGUCGAAGCAGCCUUUGGUGCUGCAGUUGCGGCUUGGUCACAACUAGAAGCUAGAUUGGAACGUCCUCUUGUAGAUGACACGGUUGAUCUUUCUAAACAACAAUCCCCACAUCGCACGAGUUGCUGCAUGCCUAUAUCAGGCACUGAGUCUAACAAAAUAAUUUGAAGAGAAUUGCUUGUGUGGCUUCAAAACAUUCAUCACCAUUAAGUGUACACCAUUUUUAAUACUAUACAAUACUCUUUAACAUGUAUCUCGAGAAAAAAAUUGAUUGAUCUAUUCACAGUUAUGUUGAUGGAUCCAUGAAUGUGCUCAUUGAUAUAUUUUCGGUUAAGAAGGAAUCAACAAUUGAUUUAUAUCUAGUUAGUGUCUUUCGUUAACAGUUGUACUUUAAUUUCGUACAUAUAUGAAUCUAUUAGAAAUUUUAAAUAUGAUUUGCAGAACUUUUGAACAACUAAUGUUCGUGGUGCUUACUUUUAAUCUAUUAAAAUUCUGCAGAUCUUAUUAAAAUUCAUAUAGUAAAGAUUAUACAUUUUUAUAUCACUUCUACAUUUUUGUUAUCAGCGCAAAAUACUGUGUUGUAAAAUCGAAUUACCUGUUCCAUAACCUUGUGCGCAGUUUGCGACCUAAUAACAGUAUUUGAAGCUUCCCACUUAAAUCUCAUUGUGUCUUGUGAUAAUAAUAUUAGUAACUGUAACCCAUUAUCGUACAGCAGCUUUGUAAUUUAAUAUUGUCUUAUCCGCGUAUGUUGGAUCAUUAUAUUAAGAUUCUUGCGGUCAGAAAGUGCAAUGCCACGUUUAACGAGUUGACUGUAACAUUAAAAUCUCCGUAAAAAUUACGUCUUGCUGCAUUCAUCUCGCGAAUGAUCAAUGCUCGGUAUUUUAUAUUUUCUCUGAUGCAAGAGAACAUAUGAAUAAACAUUUAUAUAAGCGUGUGAAUGCAUGUAUUGUAUAUUCUAAAUGAGACAUCGUAUUUUAAUGCGGGUAUGUUAUCGUGGAAAUGGUUGGCGCGCUCAAGAAACUAUAACGUUUCUAUAACUAAAAUAUUUUUUCAAUUGUUGCGCAUGAUAGAUAUUGAUUACUGCGAUAAAAAUAUCGUUGCUUAGUGUACAAUUACGUGCCGAUAAUAUACACAUUUGUAACGGAAUCCAAAUAUUAGUAGAGGUUAAAAAUCGUGUAAAAGUAAUAUCAGGCAAUGACAUUUACGCUCAAUUAUCACAAUGUAUAAGCUACUUUUUACACAAUUUGGAUGGCGUUGAAAGAGGACAAAGAUGUCACGGUAGUAACUCGCCUUUCACCGUUCAUUCAGAAAGUUUAACUUGUGUUCCAUGUAAUGGAUAUACAACAAAAGACAUUCCUCAUAACAAUCCCGGGACACGGAAAAGCACAGGUAC